AUGAGUGAAGAUAUUUCACCACCUUCAAGUUAUAGAGAACUAAAUCAGAUCAAGGAUCUUGAUUCUACCAUCGCCAAGAUCCUUCCAUCAAUAAAUCAACAAGGUGGAGAUAUUACAAGAAACUUAAAACCAUCGUCAUCACAUUUAAGAAGAUCUUCAUCAUUCUCGAAAUUUUUAGAUGAUAGAAGAGAUAGUGCAAGUGCCAGUGAUAUAAAUAUACCGGGAGGUUUCCGUAGACAAUUCAUCAUCAAUAAGAAAUUAUCGAAGAACCAAAAACCUCCAAAAUUCUUAACUAACAAUUUAAUUGAAUUUUUGAACAUAUAUUCAAAUUUCGCUGGGGAAGAAUUUGAUGAUUCAGAUACUGAAAGUUUUGUGGGUAGUUCGGCAGAUUCAGCUAUAGCAUCAGUUGACGAAGAAAGCUUGUUAUUACCGGAUAACACUCCAAAACCACCACCUUCAAAUAUAAAGACAUAUUUCUUAGUUUUCAAAGCAUUAGUUGGAUCAGGUAUUUUAUUCUUACCUAAAGCUUUUGAAUCCGGAGGUUUAUUGUUUUCCAUUGUGACAUUGAACAUCUUCGGUAUACUAACAUAUAUUUGUUAUUUAUUAUUAAUUCAUGCCAAAAAUCAUUUUGGUUUGUCAUCAUUUGGUGAAUUGGGAUUCAAAACCUAUGGUAAUCCAUUAAGAAUUCUUAUCUUGAUAUCGAUCUUAAUCAGUCAAAUCGGGUUUGUUUCAACCUAUAUCCUUUUCACUACUUCAAACUUGACAAAUUUAUUCAAAAUAUCCCAAUUACAUCUUGUAAUUGGACAAUUUGUAUUAUUAAUCCCACUCAUUUUAAUUAGAAAGAUUUCAAAAUUAGGUUUCAUAUCAUUAUUGAGUUCUAUCUGUAUUAUAACAGGUCUUGUGAUCAUAUUUGUUUAUUCAAUUAACGAUCUUGCAGUGGAUGGAAUGGGUCCAAAUAUUGUUCAAUUCAAUUCUUCAAGUUGGUCAAUGUUGGUAGGAAUAGCUGUUACAUCAUUUGAAGGUAUUGGAUUGAUUUUACCUAUCGAAUCAGCUAUGCACAAUCCUUCAGAAUUCCCUAAAGUUUUAGGUAUUUCCAUGAUUCUUAUCACAGGAUUAUUUUUAGCUAUUGGAUCUUUAGGAUACAUCACUUAUGGAGAUGAGAUCGAAUCUAUCAUAUUACUUAAUUUACCUUAUAAUCAAAUCCCUGUACAAAUGAUCCUCGUUCUUUAUUCAUUGGCAGUUUUCUUGACUGCUCCAUUACAAUUAUUCCCAGCUAUUAAAAUUUUUGAAAAUAUAGUAUUCAAUUCAUCAAUGUUCUUCAAGAAUGGGAAAUUAUACAAUUCAGGUAAAUAUUCCAGUAGAAUUAAAUGGUUAAAAAAUUUAUUUAGAGUGUUCAUAUUAUCAAGCAUUUGUACUUUAGCUUAUUUGAAUUUUGAUAGGAUAGAUAAAUUUGUUAGUUUUAAUGGAUGUUUUGCUUGUGUACCAUUAGUUUAUAUUUAUCCUCCAUUAAUUCAUUUUAAAACCACAAAAAAUAGAUUAUAUAAGACUUUGGAUUUAUCAUUGGCAGGUUUAGGAAUGGUAGUUAUGAUUUAUACCACUUAUCAAAUCUUAUUUGAUUAG
Yamadazyma jaroonii is the source of this 1620-nucleotide messenger RNA. The record is from the annotation of a GenBank genome assembly. NCBI's taxonomy places the organism in Eukaryota, Fungi, Ascomycota, Pichiomycetes, Serinales, Debaryomycetaceae.